AUGAUUGGUAUCCAAUUAAGAAAGAUGGUUUCACUUAGCUUGAUAUUAGGUGUUUUGAUUAUAACCAUGAUGUGUGAAUUUAUAGAGGAUUCAGAAGAUAUUCAAGGGCUCAAAAGUCUUAGGAAAUCACAUACUUCUCUUGAAGAUGAUGAUGACGGCUCGCGAGGUGGGGAUUGCGAGGGGUGUUCAGGGACAGCCUGUAGCUCAGACGCACAAUGUCGCGCACGUGGAUGCGAUGGUUGUAGUACAAGUGGUGUAUGUGUAUUGAGCUCUCUAUAA
Molecule: messenger RNA, 279 nt
Organism: Melampsora larici-populina 98AG31
Lineage: Eukaryota; Fungi; Basidiomycota; Pucciniomycetes; Pucciniales; Melampsoraceae
Exons: 1
Coding region: 1-279 (92 amino acids)
Source: RefSeq, a predicted model, not a curated record